Messenger RNA from Symbiodinium pilosum, 348 nucleotides. NCBI's taxonomy places the organism in Eukaryota, Dinophyceae, Suessiales, Symbiodiniaceae. The record is from the annotation of a GenBank genome assembly.
AUGUGCAGCGAGCUUCAGAAGGCCCAACCUCUGACUUUCCACAAGCUCAGCGGCGUGCCUGCUCUACCCGGCUUCCAGGAGAACGAGCUGAGGGCCUUCUCCGACUGUGACAAGAAGCUGGAGAUCGUGAAUCAGACUGUGAGUCAAACCAACAUGAAAGACUUCCGCUCGAACAUAUGCGACACGUUCUGCGAAACAAGUGAGGAGCCGAUGUGCGAGCCAGAGUGUCUCGACCGCGUGCUGGGCUUCAUGGUCUUCCCCAAGACCUUGCUGCUGCAAGUCAUGGAAGAGUCCGCGGCAGGCAAAUCCAGCCAUGAAGCUACGACAAACCACGAGACGAUCAUUUGA